Messenger RNA from Oxyura jamaicensis (ruddy duck), 1177 nucleotides. RefSeq names its product cutC copper transporter (gene CUTC). The record is from RefSeq and is a predicted model, not a curated record. Bases 28 to 846 code for a protein of 272 amino acids. NCBI's taxonomy places the organism in Eukaryota, Metazoa, Chordata, Aves, Anseriformes, Anatidae. Gene Ontology annotation, molecular function: copper ion binding. The transcript has 9 exons.
GCUUCCGGCCGUCACCUGGGCGUCACCAUGACGAUCCCGCGGCACGUGACCCAGAGCCAGCAGCGACCCCCGCGCGCCGCCAGCGCAGGCAUGGAGGAUGGCUUCCUCAUGGAGGUGUGCGUGGACUCGGUGGAGUCGGCCGUCAACGCGGAGCGCGGAGGUGCCGGCCGGAUCGAGCUGUGCGCGGGCCUCGUCGAGGGAGGAACCACGCCGAGCAUGGGCCUCUUGCAGGUGGUGAAGCAGUGCGUGCGGGUCCCGGUGUUCGUCAUGAUCCGGCCCCGCGGCGGGGAUUUUCUCUACUCGGACCGGGAGGUGGAGGUGAUGAAGGCUGACAUCCGCCUGGCUAAGCUGCACGGGGCUGACGGGCUGGUGUUCGGGGCUCUCACUGAGGAUGGGCGCAUCGAUACGGAGCUCUGCACGGCGUUGCUGGCUGUUUGUCGUCCCCUGCCUGUCACAUUUCAUCGAGCCUUCGACAUGGUGCAUGACCCUCAGGUGGCACUGGAGACCCUGAUUUCUCUGGGGUUCGAGCGUGUGCUGACCAGCGGCUGUGACAGCUCAGCGCUGGAAGGAUUGUCUUUGAUUAAGAAACUUGCAGAGCAGGCAAAGGGCAGAAUUGUGGUGGUGCCAGGGGGUGGCAUCACAGAGCGCAACCUGCAGAGGAUUCUGGAAGGCUCUACUGUUUCUGAGUUUCACUGCUCUGCUCGCUCAGCCCGGGACUCGGGGAUGAAGUUCAGAAAUCCAAAUGUUGCCAUGGGAGCAUCCUUCUCUGCCCCUGAAUACUCCAUAAAGGUGGCAGAUGUGGCCAAAGUGAGGACCCUGAACGCAAUUGCAAAGAACAUCCUGUAGUGGAAGGAACUGUGCCGGGACAAGAGCGAUGAGACUCUAGGGUCUUCCCUGCCACAUGGACAGAUGUGUACUGCUUCCGUCCUCAAUCUGCAGAGGAUGCAAACUAGGUGACAAAGCCUGACGUCUCUUCCCUUGGUUUCCCCUGAGUGACCAGUCCCUGACUUGGCUGGAAACUUGGCGUUGGCCAUUUUAAAUAGAAGGACUCAUUCCUGGACGUUGUGGCAACAAGCUGCUCCACCAUACUUCAGGAGGAAGGGAGCUGAGCACGUAGAGGAGUGACUUGUGUAGCACUGCAUGUGAUCAUCAAAUAAACACUGCAGCUGCUCCCCUC